AUCGGAGGAGGGGGAAUCCGCGACUGACACAGGAGCGGACGGUUAUUCAAUUCAGCCUCGUCCGACUCGACUCGGUUGGAUUCGAUUAGCCGCGCCGCUUCACCAGCCCGGAGGCCGCCGAAAUAAACCCAUCGCCAUUAUAUGAUCCACUUUCCAGAGUCGCUACUACCCUCCAUGUGGGUGAGGGACCUGUGCGUGUCGGGCUAUGGCGAGAAAAACAGUUAGCAGGAAAAGGAAAGCAGAGGAGCCCAAGGAACAACAGUUUGACUGGUGUCAGUCUGCGUUUAAGCGUCCCCGCGUGUCCAGCUCCGUGCGUCAUGCCCAGCACUGGUGGCAGAGCCGGCGGUCAGUGGUGUGCUCGGUGAGAGGCAGAGAGUUCCGGCCGCAGCAGCAGCAUGAGUGGAGCUUUCAGAGAAGUCUGCGGGGAUUCGCCGCCGGACGCAUCCCAGGAAUCCUCAGAGAGAGAGAGUUCUCCCUCGGCCGACUCAAUAAGGUGUUCGCUUCCCAAUGGCUCAACCACAGGCAGGUGGUGUGCGGGACCAAAUGCAACACGCUGUUUGUAGUGGACGUCCUCUCAGGACAGAUAACAAGGAUACCCAUGCUGAAGGACAGAGAGGGCCGAGGAGAAGUCUCCCAGGGUUUGGGUGGAGUGGGAAGCCCUUUCCAUUUCCACAAUCCAGGAUCGGUUGGCGGUCUUGAUGUGCAGCAGGGAUGUGGCAUCCACGCCAUAGAGCUGAACCCUUCUCGUACACUACUGGCCACUGGCGGAGACAAUCCCAAUAGCCUCGCAGUGUACAGACUUCCCACACUCGACCCAGUCUGCGUCGGGGAUGACGGCCACAAUGACUGGAUUUUUUCCAUUGCGUGGAUCAGUGAUACCAUGGCAGUCUCAGGAUCUCGUGAUGGUUCCAUGGGUCUGUGGGAGAUUUCAGAGGACGUUCUGUCUCAGGCUGAGAAGCGCCAGAAUGUGGAAGGUGUUCCUGGUUACUCCCACAUCUCUCACCGGGCUCUUAAGGACAUCCCGAAAGAAUACACUCACCCCUACAAUUGCAAAGUGCGCGCACUGGCCUUCAACAACAGCCAUAAGGAGUUGGGAGCCGUUUCUUUAGAUGGAUAUUUCCAUUUGUGGAAGGCAGAAGACAACCUGUCCAAGGAGCUUUCUACAAAACUCCCUUACUGUAAGGAGAAUGUUUGUCUGGCUUACGGGCUGGACUGGUCUGUUUAUGCAGUCGGUUCUCAGGCACACGUUUCCUUCCUCGACCCCCGGCAAUCUUCUCAGAACAUCAAAUCCGUGAGCUCCAGAGAGCGUGGCAGCGGUAUUCGCUCUGUGAGCUUCUAUGAACACAUAGUGACGGUAGGCACUGGUCAGGGUUCCUUGCUCUUCUAUGACAUCAGGGCCCAGCGUUUUCUGGAUGGCCCAUCCAGCACACCCGGCGGGUACCGGAAUCGCACUGCAGAGGGCAUCCUGAAACUCACCACAGGAAGAGGAUGGCUGAAUCACGACGAAACGUGGAGAAGCUACUUUUCCGACAUCCGCUCGUUCCCGAACGCUGUGUACACGCACUGCUAUGACGACUCCGGCACCAAGCUCUUCGUAGCCGGCGGCCCGCUGUGUUCGGGCCUACACGGAAACUACGCCGGCCUCUGGAGCUAACCUUCCCAUCAGCCCUCCUCCAUUCACUCUCUCACACACAGGCCAUCCUACAUCCUUAUCUUUAGCUUCUAUCCAAGUCAAACCCUCUACAGACUCAGGAGCUCAACCGCUUUUGUGCUCGUCUUUACAUUCUCAUUUGCCUGUUGUACUUUUUUUCCCACAUUUGUUUUUUAUUUUUUUUGUGAGAGGGAAAAAAAGUAAAGGAGAGGUGUCGGAUUAUUUGGAGCUUGUACAUCGGCAGCCUGAACCUUUGAGAACUGUGGAACGGUGUAAAAAUAUACAAAAUAUAUUGAA
Danio rerio (zebrafish) is the source of this 1948-nucleotide messenger RNA. RefSeq names its product DDB1 and CUL4 associated factor 12 (gene dcaf12). The record is from RefSeq and is marked provisional. Gene Ontology annotation, cellular component: cytoplasm; centrosome; nucleus. Gene Ontology annotation, biological process: protein ubiquitination. NCBI's taxonomy places the organism in Eukaryota, Metazoa, Chordata, Actinopteri, Cypriniformes, Danionidae.